Molecule: messenger RNA, 453 nt
Organism: Cercopithifilaria johnstoni
Lineage: Eukaryota; Metazoa; Nematoda; Chromadorea; Rhabditida; Onchocercidae
Source: the annotation of a GenBank genome assembly
AUGUUGUGUAAAACUAAAAGUAAGCAAAAAUUCGAGCAAGAAACAGCACAAGAUGCCAAAAUUGUGACUGUAUGUGGAGCGACAGCAACAAAGCAAUUACCAUUGCCAACAUGUACAACUUCCGCACCACAAACUCCCAAUAAAACAGCAGCAGAAACUCUCAAAAAGAAAGCACCAAAACAUUCUUUAAAGGCACCGAUACAAUCACAGGCAACGGUUAAAAUAAUUUCAUUGCAGCCGACACAACCUGAUACAGAACGAAAAAAUAAGAAUGAAAAAUUGAGGAUUAAUAAAACACAAUCAGAAACAGAUUUCGAAGAUAUAUCGUUAGUAACAUCAAUGAUGAUCGAUAAAACGCAAGCAAGUAUUUCACAGCGAGUAGAUGAUAGUGCUGAUACCGGUGAAUAUGUGGAUGAUCUUCCGGAAGAACAUGAGCAAAGUAGUAGUGAAUAG